UAGGGAAAUUCACACCCAUUUCUCUCUGAAUCAAAAAAGUAAAUUCUAUGAGUUCCAACCAGCCAGGACUUUUCCCUGGCCAGACAGCCACCCAUGAGGAAAUUUCAGAGCAAGGACACACAGCAUGCAGCCCUUAUGUAGGAAUGCAAAGUUGGGCCUCCUUUCUUUCCUGAUUUGUGCAAGAAGGCACUUAUUAUAUCUGGGGACAGAUGCCUUUUGGUGAGAAAAAACUGAAAAUAAAUAAAACCCUCUGGAAAAAGGUUCAAAGUUGGAAAAUGAGAUACAAGAGUUCCUUGGUGAUGAGGAAACGAUUAAGGCUUUACCGAAACACCCUGAAAGAGUCAAGUAGCAGCUCCGGACACCAUGGGCCCCAUCUUGCUGCCGCCUCCUGCCCCUCGGUGUUCCCGAGGCUCCACGAGCAGCCCCCCCAGGCCGCCCCCAGCAGCACUUUGAACGGACUCCUGCGUCUGGGGCUCCCUGGAGACAUGUACGCGAGAUCCGAAUCCUUCACGCCGGGACCAGUGGCCCGCAGCGACGCCCUGGCAACUGCCGCGGCCCUGCAGGGCUAUGCGGGCGUGAACCUGACGGUGAAUCUCGCCGCGCCCCACGGUCCCGGCGCCUUCUUCCGAUACAUGCGCCAGUCCAUCAAACAGGAGCUCAUCUGCAAGUGGCUGGCGGCCGAUGGCCCCGCAGCCCCGCACCUCUGCUCCAAAACUUUCAGCACCAUGCACGAGCUGGUCACGCACGUCACCGUGGAGCACGUCGGCGGCCCAGAGCAGGCCAACCACAUCUGCUUCUGGGAGGAGUGUCCGCGCCAGGGCAAGCCCUUUAAAGCCAAAUACAAACUUGUAAAUCACAUCCGCGUGCACACGGGCGAGAAGCCCUUCCCCUGUCCUUUCCCGGGGUGUGGGAAGGUCUUUGCUAGAUCAGAAAAUCUCAAAAUACACAAAAGAACUCACACAGGGGAGAAACCCUUCAGGUGCGAGUUCGAGGGCUGCGAGCGGCGCUUCGCCAACAGCAGCGACCGCAAGAAGCACUCGCACGUGCACACGAGCGACAAGCCAUACACGUGCAAAGUGCGCGGUUGCGACAAGUGCUACACGCACCCCAGUUCGCUGCGUAAGCACAUGAAGGUGCACGGGCGCUCGCCGCCGCCGCCGCCUAGUUCUGGCUACGACUCGGCCACGCCGUCUGCCCUCGUGUCACCCUCAUCGAACCUCGGCCGUGAGCCCCCGGUGGCCUCCUCGGCGGCGGUGGCGGUGCGUGGCACCGACCUGAGCGAAUGAUGUCCACCGCGUUGCUCGCAAGGUAAUCUCGCCCAGCGCAGCUGAGCGCCCGCAUCUCGCGCCUGCGACAUCAAAGGGCCCGCGCACAAAGCAAUGUUUCUUCGCCACGGUGCAUCUUCAUGGUAAGUUAGGAUUUCUAUGGCAAUGGGCAAGUCGCACGGAAAUCCUGAAAGGCAGAGCCUGGAGCCCGUCCAGGCUUUUCAUUAAGGACAUAAUAUUUACGUCUAACAGGCCUUUUUUCUUGUGUAUACAAGUAUAUAUUUUUGUUUGACGUGGACUAAAUCAUUUUCAUUUAAUUUCCGGUAAACAAAACCCACGCGAAUGGGCACUUGUUCCCGAUCAUAAUAAAAAUGGAUAAUAAUGUGAGGGAAGAAAAGGGCCGCUUGAAUCGCCGCUCAGCCCCCUUUGUUUCUGCUUUCUGCGGUGAUCAGAGGGCGCAUUUGGGUUUGAUGGCGAGUUUCUAAAGGCGAGGAAAUGGUUUGUAAGCGGGGAAAGAAAAGGAGAAAGGUCUAAUCAAGCUCGGUUGUUCAAAGAGUCGGGUUUUGGGGUUGAAAGUGUGAGUUUGACGGUGCAUCAGCAUGCCGCGUUAGGCUCGCCAUGGAAAUGCGCGCGGGGAGCGGCUGCUUCAAAGGCGGCACACUUCACUGCAGACACUCUAUUAAGAUACAUUUGUGCUGACCUUUGCUUUCACGCCAUUUAAUACUGUCACUGCGCUCCCUAGUAUAUACUUCCUCCUUAGGACCUGCCUCGCCUGGUUUAGGGGUUCACACUGCACUCUGAUGUGGGGCGGGAGUCGCUUUGGUGCCAGGACGUUUUCAGGAACGGGAGGAGCCGGACUCCGUGCAUCUUGACUGCGCCCCAAAAAGGCUCCAGGGUCAGGAGUAAUAACCUUAGGGCAAUCUCAGAAGCUUCACAAAUGAGCAUCCCAGCUCAGGUUUGUGCAACUCGCCUCUCUGCAUCUUGAACAGGGUGGAUGGGUGAAUUUCAAUGGGACUUGGGUGGUGUGUGAGCCACCCUGAAUUAGUCUGGGGAGUUCAGACGGCCUUUGGCACAUUUCUACUCUGGCCUCAACCACAGCCCAUUCUGCCCCUCUAUCCCAGAAGUCUCUUGCAGCCCCGACUCUUGCGCCCCACCCCCCCAGGGUUAGGUGUAUGAUACCCCUCAGACUUAGCCUGGCCCUGGG
This is a messenger RNA of Manis javanica (Malayan pangolin), 2469 nucleotides long. It is a transcript of the gene ZIC4, whose product is annotated as Zic family member 4. Gene Ontology annotation, cellular component: nucleus. The record is from RefSeq and is a predicted model, not a curated record. Lineage: Eukaryota; Metazoa; Chordata; Mammalia; Pholidota; Manidae. Gene Ontology annotation, biological process: regulation of transcription by RNA polymerase II. Gene Ontology annotation, molecular function: RNA polymerase II cis-regulatory region sequence-specific DNA binding; DNA-binding transcription factor activity, RNA polymerase II-specific.